UGCCUUUUUUUUGACCAGGCUUCCAAUUUGUCUGAAUCCUGCUGCAAUUGUGUUCCUUCCUCAGCACUACCUAUCCCUCCACGUAUCUGUGUAUCAUCCACAAACUUUGUCACAAAGCCAUCAAUUCCAUUAACCAAAUCAUUGAAAACAAUGUGAAAAGUAGUGGUCCCAAUAAUGACCCUUGAGGAACACCACUAGUCACUGGCAGCAAAGCUGAAAAGGCCUCUUUUAUUCCCACUCGCUGCCUCCUGCCUGUCAGCCAUUCCACUCUCCAUGCCAGUAUCUCUCUUGUAAUGCCAUAGGAUUUAAUCUGGUUAUGCAGUCUCAUGUAUGGCACCUUAUCAAAUGCUUUCUGAAAAUCGAAGUAAAUGACAUCCACUGCCUCUCCUUUCUCCACCCUGCUUGUUUCUUCCUUGAAGAACUCUAACAGUUUGUCAGACGAGAUUUCCCUUCACAGAAACCAGGCUGACUUUGACAUUUUAUCAUUGGUCUCCAAGUACCUUGAAAUCUCAUCCUUAAUAAUAGACUCCAGCACUUUCUCAACCACUGAGGAUCAGCUAACUGGCCUAUAAUUUCCUUACUUUUUCUCUCCUUUCUUUCUAAAGAGUGGAGUGAUGUUUGCAAUCUUCCAGGACCAUUCCAGAAUCAAGUGAUUCUUGAAAGAUCAUGACCAAUGCAUGAUUAUCUCUGCAGCAACCUCUCUCAGGACUCUGCGGUGUAGUUCAUUUGGUCCAGGUGACUUAUCAAUGCCACUUACUCCUGCUCCAUGACAUUUACGGACCUCUGGCACACUGCUACUGUCUUCCACAGUGAAGACAGAUGCAAAGUACCCAUUAAGGUCAUCUGCCAUUUCUCUGUCCCCCGUUACUACCUCACCAGCAUCAUUUUCUAGUACACUAACAUCAACUCUCACCUCCCUUUUACUCCUUAUGUAAUUGAAAAAAACUUCUGGUAUCCUGCUUUAUAUUAUUUACUAGUUUGCCUUCAUAUUUCAUCUUUUCCCUUCUUACAGCUUUUUUAAUUGCCUUUUGUUGGAUUUUAAAAGCGUCCCAAUCAUCCAACUUCCUACUCACUUUUGUUGCAUUAUAAGCCCUUUCCUUGGCUAUAAUGCAGUCCUUGACCCCUGCCAGCAAAUAAUAACAAAGAGGAUACUAAAAGCUUUUUCAAGUAUAUAAAGAGUAAAAGACAGGUGAGAGUAGAUAUAGGACUGAUAGAAAAUGAUGCUGGAGAAAUUGUAAUGGGAGAUAAGGAGAUGGCGGAGGAACUGAACGAGUAUUCUGCAUGUCUUCAUUGAGAAAGACAUCAGCAGUAUACCAGACACUAAAGUGUGUCAGGGAAGAGGAGUGUGCACAGUUACAAUUACGACAGAGAAAGAACUCAGGAAGCAGAAUAGUCUAAGGGUAGAUAAAUCUUCCAGACCAGAUGGAAUGCACCCCUGUGUUCUGAAGGAAGUAACUGUGGAGGGCACGGAGGCAUUAGCAAAUAUCUUUCAAAAGUCCAUAGAUUCUGGCCUGGUUCCAGAGGACUGGAAAAUUGUGAAUGUCACUCUGCUACUUGAGAAGGGGGCAAGGAAGCAAAAAGGAAAUUAUAGACCUGUUAGCUUGACAUCGGUGGUUGGGAAGUUGUUGGAGUCUACUGUCAAGGAUGAGGUUACAGAGUACCUGGAGGCAGAUGACAAGAUAGGCCGAACUCAUCAUGGUUUCCUUAAAGGAAAAUCCUAUUGCAAUUUUUUGAGGAAAUUACAAGUAGGCUAAACAAGGGAGAUGCAGUGGAUGUUGUGUAUUUGGAUUUUCAGAAGGCCUUUGACAAAGUGCCGCACAUGAGGCUGCUAAACAAGAUAAAAGCCCAUGGAAUUACGGGAAAGUUACAUAUGGAUAGAGCAUUGGCUGAUUGGCAGGAAACAGAGAGUGGGAAUAAAGGGAUCCCAUUCUGGUUGGCUGCCAGUUACCAGUGGUAUUCCACAGGGGUCGGUGUUGGGGCCACUUCUUUUUACAUUGUAUAUCAAUGAUUUGGAUAAUGGAAUAGAUGGCUUUGUGGCUAAGUUUGCUGAUGACACAAAGAUAGGUGGAGGGGCUGGUAGUGCUGAGGACACAGAGAGUCUGCAGAGAGACUUGAAUAGAUUGGGAGAAUGGGCAAAGAAGUGGCAAAUGAAAUACAAUGUUGGAAAGUGUAUGGUCUUGCACUUUGGUAGAAGAAAUAAACUGACAGACUAUUAUUUAAAUGGGGAGAGAAUUCAAAGUUCUGAGAUGCAACGGGACUUGAGAGUCCUCAUGCAGGAUACCCUUAAGGUUAACCUCCAGGUUGAGUCAGUGGUGAAGAAGGCGAAUGCAAUGUUGGCAUUCAUUUCUAGAGGAAUAGAUUAUAAGAGCAGGGAUGUGAUGUUGACGCUCUAUAAGGCACUGGUAAGACCUCACUUGGAGUACUGUGUGCAGGUUUGGGCUCCUUAUUUAAGAAAGGAUGUGCUGACAUUGGAGAGGGUUCGGAGAAGAUUCACUAGAAUGAUUCCGGGAAUGAGCGGGUUAAUAUAUGAGGAAUGUUUGACUGCUCUUGGACUGUACCCUUGGAGUUUAGAAGAACGAGGGGAGACCUCAUAGAAACAUUUUGUAUGUUAAAAGGCAUGGACAGAGUGGAUGUGACAAAGUUGUUUCCCAUGGUGGGGGAGUCUAGAACGAGAGGGCAUGACUUGAGGAUUGAAGGGCACCCAUUCAAAACAGGGAUGCGAAGAAAUUUUUUUAGCCUGAGAGUAGUGAAUCUGUGAAAUUUUUUGCCACAGGCGGCAGUGGAGGUCAAGUCAUUGUCUGUUUUUAAGGCAGAGAUUGAUAGGUAUCUGAGUAGCCAGGGCAUCAAAGGUUAUGGUGAGAAGGCGGGGGAGUGGAACUAAGUGGAGAAUGGGAUCAGUUCAUGAUAAAAUGGCGGAGCAGACUCGAUAGGCCGAAUGGCCAACUUCUGCUCCGUUGUCUUAUGGCCAUUUGAGAACUUCUUUUUCUGUGGGACAUAUCUAUUCUGCGCCUUGUGAACUAUUGCUAGAAACUUCAGCCUCCUCUGCUCUGCCAUCAUCCCCACCAGUAUCCUCCUCCAAUCCACUCGGGCAAGCUCCUUUCUCAUGCCUCUAUAAUUCCCUUUAUUCUAUUGUGAUCCAGAUAUAUGUGAAUUAUACUUCUCCCUCUCAAGUUGCAGUAUGAAUUCAAUUAUAUUAUCAUCAAUGUCUCCUAAGGGUUCCUUUGCAUUAAGCUCCCUGAUAAAAUCUGGGUGAUUACACAACACCCAGUCUAAGAUAGCUUUUCCCUGACUAGGCUCAAGCACAAACUGCUCCAAAAAGCCAUCUCAUCGGCAUUCAACAAACUCCCUCUCUUGCAAUCCAACACCAACCUAGUUUUUCCAAUCCCUUUACAUAUUGAAGUCCCCCAUUAUAAUUGUGGCAUUACCCUUAUUACAUGCCUUUUACAGCUCCCUUUGCAAUCUCAACUGUACAUCUUGGCUACUAUUUAGAGGCCGAUAUAUGAUUCCCGUAAUGUUUUUUUUUACCUUUGCAGUUUCUUAACUGUAUCCACAAAGAUUCAAUAUUCUCUAUGUCACUUCUUUCUAAAGAUGUAAUUCCAUCUUUUACCAACAACAGCUACGCCAUCGCCUGUGCCUUCUUGCCUGUCCUUUUGAUACAAAGUAUAUCCUUUGAUGUUAAGCUCUCAACUAUGGCCUUCGUUCAGCCACAACUCAAUGAUGCCCCCAACGUCAUACUGACCAAUUUCGUCCACCUUAUUCUGAAUGCUAUGUGCAUUUAAGCUGCGCCUUCAAUGCUGCAUUCUUCACUCUUGAAUUUUGUCUCUGUGGUACAAUUUAACUCUUUGCUCUGUCUGCAUUUGUGCUCAGUCAUUGGCUUGUUCUUCAUUACAGUCAUGUUACAUCUAUCAUCUACUUGUAAACCUGCUGGCUCACUCUCAGCUCUAUCAUACUGGUCCCCAUCCAUUUUCCCUCAUGUUUCCUCCUAAGUGAAGCUGUGCAAUUCACUUUAAUUCAUUUUUGUGGUAUUGAGCUUUACGGUCUAAUCACUCUGCUUCAUGUGGGAAUAUAUGCCUGGAAAUUGGAUCCAUUUUCCACAUGUACAUUACAAACAGAAGCAAUGUAAUUUCUGUGUGCCAUGUACUUAAAGAUGUUUCUCAACAGUCAAGGUCCAAAUUACAUCAAAAGUCUCCCACUGCUCAUUUUCUGAAUAUACUGAAGAUUUUGAUGCAAUCCAGAAUCUUUGCUAUUCAUAAAUAAAGUGCACAUUACACAGAGAUCACCAAUGACAUUUUCAGCAAAUUCACUCUGACAAUGAUGUCUUGCACAGCCAUAGUUUUAAUGUUCAGGAUAUUUGAAAUUUCAACACUGUACACAUUAGAGAGAUGUGCUGCCUUCUCUGUGUAACACCCUGGUUAAGAUUUUUACUGAUAUGCUGUAGGUAUUUCAUUUUAGCUGUUCUGCUUUCAGACUGCCAGGCAGCAUCUAUAACAAGAAGUGCAGUCGACGUUUCAGGUCGAGACCCUUUGUCAGGACCUAUUGAAAGAAGAGAUAAGCAAUUUGAUUUGCUGACCAUGAAAACCACCAGAUGCAUUGUGACAACUAUUUUGAUUAUUUGUGGACUGGCUGCCAUUAUUGCAGUUGUAGUUGCCAUUUUAGCAAUAUUUCUGACUAAAGCUGCAAAUUCCAGUCCAUGGAAAGUUUACUACAAAGGAAAUUUCAGAAUAUUAAAUGUUCCUUACAACGAUAACUUGGCAACAAGCAGCUCAAUGGAGUUCUUUGUGUUAGCAAAUAAAACUCAUGCACAACUCAGAUCGGUGUACUCAAAAUCCAGAUUGUCCAACCAAUUUGGCCUUGCACAGGUUAUAGAAUUCAGCUCUGGGAGCGUUAAAGUGGUAUUUGUACUUCAGUUCCAAGGAAAUGGAAGCACACCUACUGUCGUGGGAGCAAUCAAAGAAACAUUUCAGCAAAGUUUAACACAGCUGAAUACAUUUGACCAAUCCGGCUACUUGGAUGACUUCAUCAUAGACUUAACAUCAAUUCAGUUUACUGAAAUUAGUAAGGCAGAAGCAGAUGCCCUUUUUAUUAAAGCUAUGCAAAACUUAAAUGCUACAAUUACCACGGAGAUACCCACCACAUUUACAUCGAAGGAGGAAUCACCAACUAUACAAAACUCAGAUGCCACAACUACCAUGGAAAUAUCAAACAUGCUUACAUCGAAGGAGGAAUCACAAACUAUGCCGAACUCAAAUGCUGCAACUACCACGGAGAUAUCAAACAUGCUUACAUCGAAGGAGGAAUCACAAACAUGUGGCUCUCAGUUUGGAGCGACCAGUAAGAUUGUUGGUGGGACAAACUCUGAGGAUGGCGAAUGGCCCUGGCAAGUUAGUCUCCAGGCAACGUAGCAAUCCAUCAGAAUGGCAAGCUUACAUGGGAUCAGUUGAACUCAGACAAGGUACACGUCGAGACAUCAAAAGAAUCAUCAUCCAUCCCAGUUAUAGGACCAUCAACGACCACAACUAUGACAUUGCUGUUC
This is a messenger RNA of Hypanus sabinus (Atlantic stingray), 5533 nucleotides long. Its product is annotated as transmembrane protease serine 11C-like. Bases 4383 to 5402 code for a protein of 339 amino acids. NCBI's taxonomy places the organism in Eukaryota, Metazoa, Chordata, Chondrichthyes, Myliobatiformes, Dasyatidae. The transcript has 11 exons. Gene Ontology annotation, biological process: proteolysis. Gene Ontology annotation, molecular function: serine-type endopeptidase activity. The record is from RefSeq and is a predicted model, not a curated record.